AGAAUAGCACUAUGCACGGAAUUGCUGGCAGACCACGAAUAGACAAAUAUGAGAGGAGGACAAUAUUGAAAUGAGGGAGAUACUUCUUCGAAUUGGGAGGAGAGAGAAAGAGGAGGAGGAGAGGAAGAAGCGUGAGAUGGAUGAGGUGAAACGUAAAGAGAAGGAGGAACGAUGGGAGGGUGAAAAACUUAGGGAGGAACAGGCAAGAGAAGCUAAGCUAGAAGCGACCAUUGUUAGGAUCCUUACGCAGCAGAGAGCAUCGUUGAUGGUAAGUCCCACACCGCUGGCGGGGAGUGGAAUCAAGAAGAACUCGCAACGCUCCAAGGCACGUAUGCUGCGAGAUAUCACAAGCUAUAUUGCCGAAUCUGAAGACGAUAGUGACGAAGUGAAGAAGGAGGCUGAAAAGUUAAUUGAGGCGCUGGAGAGUCGGAGGAAACCUAAGCAGCGCGUUGUGUUCAUGCGAGCAGCAGUCAAUCGGGCAAAGAAGGUACCUACGCCGAGAAUCGAUAAGGCUCAGGUGGACAACCUCUCGCCAAGUGAUGAAGGCUUCAUAACUCCGACGAAGGCCUGUCCCGCGGAAUGCUCGAGCGAAGGUUUGGUUGACUUCACCCUCUCUCAGACAAAGUUGCUAAGUGCAAUGAAAGCGGGGGAGAUUCGGAAGAUUUGUGACAAGGAAGGUGUUGUAUACGUCAAGAAGGACGUCUCCAUUCAAGAGAUCGUAAGGUGCCGUACACGACUCCCGUAUGAAGGCUUCUUCGAGCUGAAGAGUCAGACGCCGACUUCGCGGGUUGGUGGGCUUGAUGCUCCGUAAUGGCUUACCAGAUUGCGACUCGUA
Messenger RNA from Chara braunii, 835 nucleotides. The record is from the annotation of a GenBank genome assembly. NCBI's taxonomy places the organism in Eukaryota, Viridiplantae, Streptophyta, Charophyceae, Charales, Characeae.